This is a messenger RNA of Nematolebias whitei (Rio pearlfish), 3725 nucleotides long. It is a transcript of the gene ttc21b, whose product is annotated as tetratricopeptide repeat domain 21B. The record is from RefSeq and is a predicted model, not a curated record. Gene Ontology annotation, cellular component: intraciliary transport particle A. Gene Ontology annotation, biological process: intraciliary retrograde transport; protein localization to cilium. NCBI's taxonomy places the organism in Eukaryota, Metazoa, Chordata, Actinopteri, Cyprinodontiformes, Rivulidae. Bases 419 to 3697 code for a protein of 1092 amino acids. The transcript has 25 exons. Gene Ontology annotation, molecular function: protein binding.
AAUUUUUUGGGUAAAUUUUCCUGAGUUGUAUCUGUCAGGCUAGAAAUACAGCAAACGCUUAAAAAAAUCCCUAGCCUUCGGCCAGAAAGUACGCAUGGUAGUAGAAAUUUUAAAAAAUGUGACGUAGUUUAAAUAAUUUGGAAAUUAUAAUUUAUAUCUUGAAUCUGUUGAUCAUGGAAAAUAUAAAAAGGAAAGGAAGUCGAACCUGAAAGUCCAACCGUAGGGGGAAAAAAACCACGGUUUCCCAAAUCCCAGUUACUAGGCAACGCUAAAAGCAAGAUGGCGGAAACUUAAUGGCCAUUACAACAAUAUCAGUGCUAUCUAAAAAAAAAAAAUACAUUUAUAGACAAAGAAUAUUUCAUUGUAAAAAGAUAUAAACGCGGCUUGUUGUGUGAACCCAAAGCGUUUUGUAGUCAAGAUGGAGGAUGAGGACACGACACUGGCUUUGCUCAAGUACUACUCAUAUGAGAAGUACUUUAACCAUGUUGUCAACGCUGCCACAACUGCUCAAGUAAAACAUGGCAGGGAUCCCAUCUUUACUUUCUUCCACGCAUAUGGAAAUCUUUUACAAGAUCAAAUCCAAGAAGCCACAGCAGAACUGGACACAAUAAGAGAUGAUAGAGAUCUGUCUCUUUGUGUAUUAAUGGCCCUUGUUUACGCAGAGAAAAGAAAGUCAAACCCAGAUCGAGACGUUAUACAAGAACUUGACGCGAAGAUUAAAGAGGAUCGUAAAAGUGCACCUACCAAGAGUCUGUAUCAUGCUGGGACCUUUCUCUGGCUGUUGGGGCGAAAUGAUAAAGCAAGGGAGUACACAGAGAGGAUGAUCAAACUCUCCAAUGGCGCUAGAGAAGGCCUGGUCCUAAAAGCUUGGAUAGAUGUUACUUCUGGGAAAGAUGCCUAUGCCAGAAAGGCUGGGAAGUACUUUGAUGAGGGCCUGAAAGAGAAAGCAGAUGUUUUUGCUUUAAUGGGGAAGGCACAGUACUAUGAAUAUCGUCAGAACUACUCCGGAGCAUUAGAAAUUGUUAACCAAAUCAUAGCAAGUUUUUCUGAGUUCUUACCGGCUCUUAUUAAGAAAAUGAAACUCCUGCUAAGCCUUCAAGACUGGGACCAAACUGUAGAUGCAGCACACAGUGUGGACGCACCUCCUACUCCUGGCCAGCCUCCUAUUUCUCAGCACUGUGCCACAUUGUUGGACACUGUGGUCAAAAUUGUGCCGGGUCUCCUCCAAGCAGUCUUUCUGCUCGCCCAAGUCAGAUUUCAAUCUGGUGACAUAGAUGCUGCUCAGAACAGUCUGAACCACUGCCUGGACCAGUGUCCAUCUUAUGCAGAGGCUCAUCUGUUAAUGGCCCAGAUCCAUCUGCUGCAGGAUAACGUGACGCUGUGCAAUCAGUCGCUCGAGCUCUGUCUCAGUCACAACUUUGAGAUCCGAGAUCACCCUUUGUACCACCUGAUCAAAGCUCAAGCUAAGAAGAAACAGGGUGAGCUUGCUGAGGCUAUUCAGACAUUGCAGAUGGCCAUGAGUCUUUCAAGUGUCCGUAGAGCAGGUUCCUCCAAAUCAAAGCACAAGAAGAUGGAACUGAGCUCCGCUGAUUCUGUAUCUGUCUUCUUGGAGUUAGCUGAGGCACUGUGGCUCAACGGGGAACAGCAUCAAGCAGCAAAGGUGAUGCAGGACGCCAUCAAUGAGUUCUCUGGAACGCCUGAAGAACUACGUGUCACCAUUGCUAAUGCGGACCUGGCUCUGUUGCGUGGGGACACGGAGCUGGCGCUGAGUUUGCUGAGAAACAUUACCCCCGAGCAGCCCUAUUACAUCCAAGCCAAAGAGAAAAUGGCAGACAUAUACCUGAAACACAGACGAGAAAAACUGCUGUACGCGAGCUGUUACAGAGAAAUGGUAGAGAAGCUGCCCAGCCCUCACACAUACCUCCUGCUCGGUGACGCCUACAUGAACAUUCAAGAGCCAGAAAAAGCCAUUGAGGUUUACGAACAGGCUCUGGAGAAAAACGCCAAAGAUGGAGCUUUAGCCAGUAAAAUUGGGAAAGCCCUGGUCAAGACUCAUAACUUCAACAAGGCAAUUAGUUAUUAUGAGGUAGCACUGAAGACAGAACAACAGAACUUCCUGCGUUAUGACCUGGCGGAGCUGCUGAUGAAGAUGAAACAAUACGAGCGAUGUGAAAAAGUCCUGCAGGAAGCUCUGGCUCUUGAACCAGCUAAUGAACUGCAUGCACUAUCAGAUAACUGCCGUUAUCUGGUCCUGUUGGCAAAAAUUCAAAACAAAGUUGAAAAAAAUGAAGAAGCUUUACGUUCUCUGGAAAAAGCUCGAACUGUGCAAGCCAAGGUGCUGAAGCUCGUGCAGUUGGAGCAGCCUGAUGCCGUCCCUGCGCAGAAGCAACUUGCUGCUGAGAUCUGUGCCGAGAUCGCCAAACACUACACAAGUCAGAAGGGCUAUGAGAGAGCAGUCAAAUUCUACAAAGAAGCUCUUGUGUAUUGUGAGACGGAUCGCAAGGUGAUGCUGGAGUUGGCACAGCUGUACCUUACUCUAGAUGAGAUUGAUGCAUGCAAGGACCAGUGCAGCAAAAUCUUGAAGAAUGAUGAGUUUAAUGAAGAAGCAACUCUGAUGAUGGCAGAAAUACAUUUUCGGAAGCAAGACUACGCCAUGGCCGUUUCAGAUUUUGCAGACCUCCUAAAGCACAAACCAGACAACUACCCAACUCUGUCACGUUUUAUUGAUUUGUCGAGGAGAGCUGGCAAGUUAGAAGAAGUACCCAAAUCUCUGUCAGGUGCUGAGAAACAUUCUUCCAGGGCUAAGUUUGACCCUGGGUUUAACUACUGCAAAGGGCUUUACCUGUGGUACACGGGAGAACCUAAUGAUGCUCUUCGACAUUUUAAUAAGGCUCGGAAAGACAACGACUGGGGACAAAACGCCGUGUACAACAUGAUUGAAAUCUACCUAAAUCCUGACAAUGAUACAAUCGGAGGAGAAGUGUUUGAGAAUUUAGAUGGUGAAAUGGGCAACUCCACAGAGAAGCAAGAGUCAGAGCAGCUUGCUGUGAGAACAGCAGAGAAGCUGCUCAAGGAGAUAAAGCCUCAGACGCCGGGCGGACAUGUACAACUCCGCAUCCUGGAGAACUACUGCUUGCUUGCUACUAAACAGAAGGCCAAUAUAGAGAAAGCACUUAAUGUUUUCACAGAGAUUGCAAACAAUGAGAAAGACCACGUCCCAGCUUUGUUGGCUAUGGCCACAGCUUACAUGAUGCUGAAACAAACUCCCCGAGCCAGGAACCAGCUCAAACGCGUUGCGAAGAUGAACUGGAACACUGCUGAUGCCGAUGAGUUUGAGAAGAGCUGGCUCCUCCUGGCAGACAUAUACAUUCAUUCAGGGAAGUAUGACAUGGCUGGGGACCUUCUGAAAAGAUGUCUCAAUCACAACAAGUCAUGCUGCAAAGCCUAUGAAUAUCAGGGAUACAUAAUGGAAAAAGACCAGGCAUUCCGUGAUGCAGCUCUCAGCUAUGAACUGGCUUGGAAAUAUGGAAAUCAGACUAACCCAACUAUUGGAUACAAGCUCGCUUUUAACCACUUGAAAUCAAAGAGACAUGUCCAUACCAUAGAUGUGUGCCACAAGGUUCUUGCUGCAUAUCCAAAUUAUCCCAAAAUGAAAAAAGAGAUUCUGGACAAAGCUCGUGCUACCUUGAGAUCAUAAUGCCGGACAUAUGUGCACGUGUGUACGA